GUAGAGGAAAAGAUGCUGGAGCCACAGGAGAAUGGCUUGAUUGACCUACCAGAUUAUGAGCAUGUAGAAGAUGAAACUUUUCCUCCUUUUCCACCUCCAGCCUCUCCACAGAGGGAAGAUGGUGAAGGAGCUGAACCUGAUGAAGAGUCAGGGAGAGGAGCACCUGUUCCUGUACCUCCAAAGAGAACAGUUAAACGGAAUAUACCCAAGCUGGAUGCUCAGAGAUUAAUUUCAGAGAGAGGGCUUCCAGCAUUAAGGCAUGUGUUUGAUAAGGCAAAAUUCAAAGGUAAAGGUCAUGAGGCUGAAGACUUGAAAACGCUAAUCAGACACAUGGAGCAUUGGGCACAUAGGCUAUUCCCUAAACUGCAAUUUGAGGAUUUUAUUGACAGAGUUGAAUACCUGGGAAGUAAAAAGGAAGUUCAGACCUGUUUAAAACGAAUUCGACUUGACCUGCCUAUUUUACAUGAAGAUUUUAUUAGCAAUAAUGAUGAAGGAGAAAAUCAUGGCCAUGAUGUAACUGCUACCCAAUCAGAUCCCUUUUUGACAAACUCAUUGGAAAGUGAGAAUUUUGCUUCUGAGUCAGGUAGAAGCCUAACAGAAGAACAACAACAGAGAAUUGAGAGAAAUAAACAACUGGCCUUGGAAAGAAGGCAGGCCAAGCUGAAUAACAGUCAGUCCCUCGGAAAUGACUUGUUAAUAAACACACCCAGGGCACAGACCAUUGAAGAGGUCAAUACAGGUGAGGAUCAAGAGGAGUCAUUAGAUGGAUUUAACGAAGACAUUCUAGACCAGCCACAUAAUAAUGCUGCUGCCAAUGCUGUAAGUGAGGAGGAGCAAUUAAAAAUGGAGAACACACAACUGGACCAAUCCUUUUAAAAUGUACAGUAGUAACUUUAUGCUUUAUCCAGAAAUGUUACUGAGGUUGGGUAGGCAUCAACUAAGAAAAUCCAUUAACCUGCUAUCCUCUAAGUUUUAGAUUAGUAUGUAUUUUGUCUGCUUGGAGUGAAAAUCCUUAUGUAGUAAGACUUUCACAGAUUCCGGUUUAAAAUAUGGUAUUAUUUAUACUUGUUUCUUACUAACUUUAGUUGAGCC
This is a messenger RNA of Odobenus rosmarus divergens (Pacific walrus), 1092 nucleotides long. It is a transcript of the gene TIPIN, whose product is annotated as TIMELESS interacting protein. Gene Ontology annotation, molecular function: DNA binding. The transcript is spliced from 7 exons. Gene Ontology annotation, biological process: replication fork processing; DNA replication checkpoint signaling; replication fork arrest. The record is from RefSeq and is a predicted model, not a curated record. NCBI's taxonomy places the organism in Eukaryota, Metazoa, Chordata, Mammalia, Carnivora, Odobenidae. The coding region runs from base 13 to 876 and encodes 287 amino acids. Gene Ontology annotation, cellular component: replication fork protection complex; nucleus.